Molecule: messenger RNA, 4725 nt
Organism: Calliphora vicina (urban bluebottle blowfly)
Lineage: Eukaryota; Metazoa; Arthropoda; Insecta; Diptera; Calliphoridae
Gene: MED23
Product: mediator complex subunit 23
Exons: 18
Coding region: 239-4669 (1476 amino acids)
Biological process (GO): regulation of transcription by RNA polymerase II; positive regulation of gene expression
Cellular component (GO): mediator complex; transcription regulator complex
Source: RefSeq, a predicted model, not a curated record
UUGUUUAGGCAGGUGUGAAAAAGUUAAAAUUUUCCAAUAAAAUUGUUAUAAAUCUAAUAUAAAUGUAAAUAUUAGUGCAAAAUUAAUAAAUUGGAAUUGAAAACAUAUAAUUUAAAUGCUUAAUUAUCAAAAACAUUUAAUAAAAUAAGAUUUAUAUUGUGAAUUUACUACCGGCAUUUUUAUUUUGCUGGUCUGUCCAAUUGUCGAUUUUUUUGUGCAAUAAUUUCUCGCAGGAAACAUGGAUGUGCAAAUUUUAGAAUAUGUUAAUAACUAUUUGAAAGUAGAGCCCAUUGAAGAGGCCUUUCUAAGUGUGAUUGUUUACCGGCCAGACGGCGAGCAAGAUAAAGCCACCAAAUUCACCAAUGACAUUGUGGCAGCAUUUGGCUCUAUUCCCCAGGACAGUAAAGAAGGAAUUGUGCGUCAAUACUUAGAGAAGGCAGCAUCGGCCACAAACACUAAUCAGUUGAAAGUGUUGAUGGGUACACUGGGCAAAUUGGCAGAAUCUCAUUUGAUAACAGCAAAACUACUCUGUGACAAAGUUCUCUUAUGUGAAAAGCUAAACUAUGAAAAUAAGAAUUUUUGGAUAGAAAGUCUUCGACUGAUAAAAAAAGUUAUAGAUCAUGUAGACUAUAAGGGCGUGCGGGAAAUAAUGAAAGCAUGUCGUGACAAAGCACAACGAUUUCCACUUAAUGUAAAUGUAACAUAUUUACCACAACUGUUGGCACUAGAAGAUACCAUACGAUAUAUAUUCGAUCGCAAUAAUAGUCUAUUGCCAGCAUAUUUUAUAGCUAAUGAAAUAAUCAAACCCUUUCCAUAUCAUUGGAAACUUAAUAAAUUAAUGACUGAUGUUGUAGAAGAAUUUCGUCAAACUGCCCAAAUGGUGUCUAUAAUUGGCCAUACCCAUAUGUUACCGAUCGUGGAACAUUUCGGUUAUGCUGAUCAUAUGAUGAAUUCAUGGAAAUUAGAUCCCAAUACUUUAAAAUUUAAUUUUAAAGGUAGUCUACCAUACGAACCGGAAUUAAUGGAAGAACAGCCGCAAUUGUUGCGCUAUGUUUUGGAGCAAACCUAUUCCAAGGAAAUGAUUUCAAUAAUGUUGAAUUUACAAAAACAUCAGAAGCAAAGAUGUAAUACAUUGGAAGAUCAGUUGGUUAAUUUAAUUGUAAGUGCUAUGGAAAUGACAGAAUCGAAUGAAAAUAUUGCUGGCAGUAGUUUCAAUGUACCCGAGGAACAAAUAAACCAAAAUGAGUGGAUCUGGUUGCAUUUGUCAUCACAAUUGAUCUACUUUGUUCUAUUUCAUUUUGUUAGUUUUACGCAUAUAGUUUUAGCACUAUACGAUAAGCUUUCGAAAAAGGAGUUACGUAAAGGCCGUGAUCAAUUAAUGUGGAUAUUAUUACAAUUUAUAUCGGGCAGUAUACAAAAGAACCCUAUUGCCAACUUUUUACCCAUGUUUAAAUUAUUUGAUUUAUUAUAUCCCGAACAAGAACCUUUGCCAUUACCCGACUGUAACAAAUCUUGUUCACUGAGACAGAUGGCUCCCAUUUGUAUUUGGAUUCAUUUAAUGAAAAAAACUAGAAAUGAGAACAUGAACAUUACACGGCCUUUACCAAUUGCUUUAAAAAAUCAUCAUGAUUUUCUUCAGCAUUUAGUACUGCCCACAACAAUGAUGUCCAUGAGUUUGAGCAAUGAUUUUCGCAUAGUUUUAGUAUGUAAUGCGUAUUCGACGAAUCAAGAGUUUUUUGCACGACCCAUGAGCAUACUGGUGGAAGCUUUAAAUGGCAAUGCAAAAUCUGCCUCCGGUGCUCCCAUACAACCUCUACCUUAUUCAAUGGUAGUACUAGAUAGUCUAACAGUUCAUAGCAAAAUGUCACUGAUACAUGGUUUUGUAACACAAAUGAUUAAACAGUCCCAAACUAAAACCUCUGUUCCUACGCCAGCGUUAAUUGAGACAUACGCCCGACUUCUGGUAUAUACAGAAAUUGAAUCUUUGGGCAUCAAAGGAUUUUUGUUGCAAUUAUUGCCGGCAGUUUUUAAACAUCAAGCUUGGAGUAUUUUACACAUAUUAUUGGAAAUGUUUUCAUAUAAAAUGCAUCAUAUACCAACACAUUAUAGAAUACAAUUGCUUUCCAAUUUACAUUCAUUGGCUCAUGUGCCUCAGUCCAAUAAAAUGCAAUUGAAUAUAUGCUUUGAAUCAACCUCUCUUCGUUUAAUCAACGCCAUGGGCUCGGUUGAGUUUCAACCUCAGCUAUCGCGUUACUUUAAUGAAAAACCACCUGCUUCUGUGACCUCAACCGAGAGUGAAGAACUUAAUCGUGUUUUAAUUUUAACCUUAGCCCGUGCAAUGCAUGUUACGGGCGGUGGGGAAGAUAUGCAAGCCUGGUGCAAGGAAUUACUAUCGACUAUAAUGCAAAAUACACCCCAUGCUUGGGCUUUACAUUCAUUGGCCUGUUUUCCACCGGCACUUGCUGAAUUCUUUGCCCAAAAUAAUCAUCCGGUAGAGAAUAAAGCACUACUGAAAAAAUCAGUAGAAGAGGAAUAUCGCAACUGGUCUUCGAUGACCAAUGAAAAUGAUAUAAUCAAUCAUUUUAUAAAACCUAAUACAAGUCAUUUGUUUUUGUGUCUGUUAUACAAAAUGAUAUGGGAAACUGAUAAUAUAAAUCCGGUAGCUUACAAAAUCCUAGAAGGUAUUAGUGCUCGAGCUUUAUCUGCCAAUUUACGUAAACUCUGUGAUUAUUUAAUAAGUGAGGUGGUCUCUUCAAACGGCAAAGAAUUUAUACAUAAAAGUGUAGAUUCUAUUAAUAAUUUGAUUUGGAAAUACAAUGUUGUUACUAUAGAUCGUGUAGUCUUGUGUUUGGCCUUGCGUACUUUGGAAGGCAAUGAGGCCCAAGUUUGUUUUUUGAUCAUUCAACUUUUAUUGCUUAAAGCAUCUGAGUUAAGAAAUCGAGUUACCGAGUUUUGCAAAGAAAAUAAUCCAGACCAUUGGAAACAAAUUAAUUGUCACGAGAAACAUUUGUCUUUCCAUCAAAAAUAUCCUGAGAAAUUUGCUCCUGAUGAAUCAGCAUCACAUCCUCCACUGCCAGUGUAUUUUUCAAAUGUUUGUCUACGAUUUUUACCGGUAUUGGAUGUGGUAAUUCAUCGCUUUAUUGAAUUGCCAAUACAGCAUGUCCAUCAAAUUCUCGAGGUCAUCUUGGACCACUUAAGUAUUUUAUAUAAAUUUCAUGAUCGUCCUAUUACAUAUUUAUACAACACUUUGCAUUUCUAUGAGCGCAUAUUAAGGGAUCGUCCCUCAUUGAAAAGAAAAUUGGUUAGUGCUGUUACUGGAUCUUUUUGUGAUAUACGCCCGCCCAACUGGUGUAUUAGCGAACAAUAUAAAUUAUUUUUACAAAGUCCCGAUCUCUUAUGGAAUCCAGAAUUGGCUUAUUAUAUGAAUUUAAUAAAGCGCUUAGCCGAAACGAUAAGUGGUAAAAAUGUUUUCUUCAAUGCGGACUGGCGUUUCAAUGAAUUUUCUAAUGCUCCUGCCCAUGCUAUGUAUGUCACCUGUGUUGAACUCUUAAGUUUACCGGUUGCACCUCAAAUUGUGGCCACUAACAUAAUCGAUGUUAUUGUUAAGGGUUAUGCUUUGAUACCGCAAAAAGAAAUCCAUUCCUAUAUAAAUGCAGUUGGCAUAGUGUUGGCAGAACUCCCGGAGGCCUAUUGGAGUGGUAUUUACGAAAGAUUACAAGAGGUUUUAAAUGUACCGAAUAUGUUGCGAUGGACAUAUCGCUUUAAUGCUUUUGAAAUGUUUAAUUUUAAACUUGUACGUGAAGCCAUGGUAGAGAAAACGUUUGCUGUUGUUUUGGCUGUGGCGCAUUCAAUAUUUCAUCAUAUGGGCGGACUUAAAUUGGCUACAAUGACAAAAUAUAUUAAGGAAACUCUGAAGCCGCGUGUGGUAACUGAACAUCAAUUGGUGUUUUUGUGUCAUGUCUUUGGCCCAUUUUUACAACGUAUUGAACAAGAGAAACCAAAUGCUGUAGCUGGCAUUGCAAUUCUACUGUACGAGAUGCUGGAAGUGGUUGACAAACAACAUGGUCCCACUCCAUUGGAAUAUAUGGAUCCUAUAUGUGAUUUUCUGUAUCACAUCAAGUACAUACAUGUUGGUAACAUAAUUAAAAAUGAGUCAGAAGCUAUUAUUAAACGCUUGAGGCCAGCUUUACAAAUGCGCUUACGCUUCAUCAGUCAUCUAAAUAUUGAGGAUAAACAUACCGAAAAGCCAUGUGAACAACAAACAGCUUCCGCAACAACAGCAAAUCUACAGCCAACCAUGGCUGCCCAGAGUAUGCAAUUUCAAGCCAAUACAAUGCAACAAAAUUUUGCUAAUUUACCGAAUCAACAGCAGCAGCAACAGCCACAACAGACUAUGCAAAAUGUUAAUAAUAAUCCUGGGGCACAAACACAACCUGGUAAUCAACAGCAGCAACAACAGCCACAACAACCACAGCAAUUAAAUCAACAGCAACAACAAUUGCAUCAAAUGCAAUUACAGCAGCAGCAAAUACAACAGCAAUUGCAUCAGCAACAGCAAUUUCAACUACAGCAACAGCAGUUGCAACAACAUUUACAGCAGCAACAAAUGCAGCAGCAACAACAACAAUCUCAGCCACCCAACAUGGGUGGUGGGAUGCGUCAUAAUUAAAUACAUAAAAUGUCUUAAACUAAUUAUGAAAAAUACAACAUUUUUUUAAUAUAUAC